Rotaria sp. Silwood1 is the source of this 3072-nucleotide messenger RNA. NCBI's taxonomy places the organism in Eukaryota, Metazoa, Rotifera, Eurotatoria, Philodinida, Philodinidae. The record is from the annotation of a GenBank genome assembly.
AUGUCACGUCGAGCAAAACAAAUUUUGGCUGCAGAAGCACGAAAAGCAGCGGACGAAGAUUCAUUCGUACCAGUGCUUCUUCUAUCUGAUCUGGAUGUUAACAAAUGCACUCAAGUACAAUUUCUAGAAAUUCUGACCAACUUGGAUGAACUCUGUACUAGUAGACCGAUUGAUCAGCGAUCGACUUACGUGGAACAAAUCUAUCAUCGAAUGCUUCAACUAUUAUCUCAUAAGGUGGAGAUUCCAUUGAAUCGAAUCGUUGCAAUGGUCAAGCAGUUAAUUACAUAUCAUCCAGUAAUGGCACUUUUAACACUUGACGAUUUCAAAAAACUCGGCGUUGAAAUGGAAAAACGGUCGUUGAUCAUUCAUUUUGAUAUGAGUGCAUCGAUGAACGUACGAGGUUUCGCUCCACUAGUUCAAACAAUCAUCAAUCUAUGUAUAAAAUUACAAAAUCAAGGUAUUCAAGUACAUAUAUCUUUGUUUGGGGAUGGUCAACAAGAGAAAAUACAUACGGCUAUCGCUAAUCAAUUACUUACAUUGGAUCAAUUUGCCAACGGAAAUUAUCUACCCAAUGGUGGUUGUACAGCUUUUUGUCCAUCAUUUGAUCGAACAAAACAAUUUCCUACUCCAUAUGAUGCAAUCAUCGUUUCUGAUGGAGAUUUCACUGACAAUAUUUCUCGGUUGGCUUUUCAAGAACAGUGCCAAACUGUUUUCUUUGUUGCACCACCAUGGUCUUCAUUAGGUAUUGAAGAGAAACACGCAAAAGCGAUUUCAACCAGUGUUCAUCCAACUGUUCCUUAUAUCGGUAUCGCUUCUGAAAAAUAUCCACAACUUGAUACUAUUAUCGAAGGAUUUCUACGUGAACAUAAUUUUUUUGCUCGUCUAUCUGGCUAUGUUACCAUUGGUACUUAUGCUAUUCCAUCAAAUCUUCUUGCACCAACACAUAUGAUACAAGUUUUAAAUAACUGUCUCUCUCAAGGUGAAAUUCAAUUGCAAGUUUUAACAAAAAAAAUCCUUGGUCUUUUUCGAUAUCUCGAAGAAACAGCUAAACUCAAUUUUGAACGAUGUAUUCGAGGCGAAGAAUUUCGAAAGCUUAUGUCAUUAGUAACUCCAUUAAUUAAGUUGACACAAGCUCAUUUGGAAACAAGUAAUGCUUGUCAACAAUUGUACGGAUAUUUAAGCAAAAUUUUGAACAAUUUUGCAAAUGAACACCAAAAGUUAAUCAAAAGUGUUGCUAAUGAUCCAAAGACAAAGACAGAAUUGAGUAAGUUUUGGGAUGAUGCAAUGAGUGUCAGUGAAAGAGCAUUGAUUAUCGAAGAAAAUGAACGAAAAUAUGGACCACCAGUGGCCUAUUUAAAUGUACGAGUGGCUAGUUUGACUUGUACAAGUGAAAUAUUGUCCGAAGCAUUACAACAAUUGAAAACACUAUAUUCACCAGAAGAUCUCGAUCUUCUUUCAAUCAUUCUUGAUAUUUUAUCAAUAUCGAAAAUAGACGAUCGCCCAGCAACAGUUUCCGAGGAAUUGUGCAUUCUCAUUUGGCGUAAAUCGGAUGGUACUGUUGAUUUACUCUCUAUUCUACGUCAACUACCAUUUUGUCUUCAACAAUAUCAAUAUUCACAACAAAUGAAACAGGAUAACGUAUGGACAUUACAACCAUUGGCUGCCCUUCGUUUGGCUUGGAUCAUGGAUGCAUCAGGUCGAACAUUUCCCGAUUUUAUCACACAAGCAUUACCGAGUUUAAUCGUACCGAAUAAAUUCCUAACUGAUCUAGAUCAAGAUGAAAAUCGAUCAGCAUUUUGGAUGAAAAUUCUACGUGAACUUGCUCCUAAAAUAAGUCUUUCAUCUGAAAGUUUACAAUCAAUUCAUCAAAUUCUCACUGUACAUGCGUUGAAAGGCUUCUUACUUCGAUUGACUGAUGGAUCGAUUACUUAUGAGAAACAAGUCUAUGAAAAUGUUUUACCAUUCAUUGAUACAGAUGAACCAAUGGCUUGGUGUGUCUUUAUAAAUAAAGACUUGGAUCGAGUCGAUGCUCGUACUGGUCAAGUCACUGAACGAUCAACAUUUAUUACAGAUCCAAUUGAAGUCGAACGAUGGUAUAGAACAAAUCUUGAAAAGCACGGUUCCGUAGUUAGACCACGAUAUUUAUCGCUCCGUGAAUAUCCUAAUUUUCCGAACGGUGCUAUUGAACUUUACAAUACUUGUACUCGAAAAGAUGUUGAUAUUCUACGUGAUCAAUUGAAAGAACUCGAUGGUAAUUCUUAUUCAUCUGAUCAAAUAAAUGCUCACAUCUAUACAAUUCGUGAUCGGCUCAGAACAAUUCCAUACGUAGUUUGGGGAGCGACAGAUGUAAUAAAUGAUACGAUAGCUAUGGCCAAAGCUGCAUGUCAAGGUGCUACCUUGCCAACAGAAAAAGUUACAAUAAACAUUCCCAAAUCUAUCAUCGUUGAUUAUUUAGUGUCACAGUGUGACAAUCACUUUGCUGCCGGAGCGUUACAUGGAUUUGGUGAAUAUGCACGCAUAGCUAGUCAACAAGUAUUGGCUGGUAUCACAGAGCUCGAUUAUGCUAUUGAAUGUGGACAAAAAGCUACAACAGAAACGACUGCUUUUCAAAUUGUGCUGUUCAUUCAUUUGGAUAAACCUGGUGUUCGAGAGUAUCUGGAGCAGCAGUACAAGAAAUUGACACGACAACUGCGAUCGGUUAUGAGCCCUCCACAACUGCAGAGUCUACCGGCAUUGCUUCAAAAAGCACAGGAAAAAUCAGCCAAUGAUGAAAUUUUAGGUAUGGUCGAUCUUGAAUUGUUACCAACACGAACAACUGCUACAAAGCCGGUUGAAAACUUAUCACGAGUUGUACUCAAUAAAGAUUUAUUUACUUGUCCGAUUACACUCGAUAUUAUGGAUAAUCCUGCAACAACAACACCUUGUGGGCACAUGUUCGAAAUGGAUGCUAUUAAUGGAUAUUUGAACACAGCGAACAUCUGUCCUGUUUGUCGAACAGUAGUCACUGGUGUCACACAGAAUUUCGCAUUCAAGGGUGUUAUUGAAGCAUGGUUGGCUCAACAGUCGGAAUAA